Molecule: messenger RNA, 1776 nt
Organism: Glycine soja
Lineage: Eukaryota; Viridiplantae; Streptophyta; Magnoliopsida; Fabales; Fabaceae
Exons: 5
Coding region: 364-1449 (361 amino acids)
Source: RefSeq, a predicted model, not a curated record
AUGAAGACUGAAGAGUACACGUGUGCAAGGUAGGGUCAUCAAGAGCUGAAUCUUUAGUGUGUACGUUUCCUUCUUAUUCUGUUCCUCCUCGUACACUUUUCUCCGCACAAGUCACAAUUCCUUCCAAGUUUUAUCAAACUGUUCCCAAUCUUUUCGUGUUCGAAUCUUCUUCAUCUUUUUUUGUCCCUUCGAAAAGCUAAGGAAUUGGUGAAUUGGUGUAUGACAUGAAGCCUUCUGCAAGGAGUUCAUAGAUUUUCUCUUCUUAGAAUAAUCAAUUAGAACCACCUUGAAGUUGAGACAAGAGUAAUUGCAGCCUUAUUUUAAUUAGACAAUAUCAGGACAAAUCACUAUUCAAGAGAUAUUAUGAUCACUAUGGAUGUAAAAGGUAUAAGAUGGGUUGGAAAUAUGUACCAGAAAUUUGAGAAUAUGUUCCUGGAGGCAGAAGACGUGAUGUACGAGGAUACAGUUAAAUACAUAGAGAAUCAGAUGCAGACUGUUGGGGAAAGUGUUAAAAAGUUAUAUUCAGAAAUUGUGGGAGAUUUACUUCCCCCAGGUGAAAAGGUAAGCAUUGAAUUGCCUAUUGAUAAAUGUGCGGAUGCUGGGCUCUAUAAGAAGCCAUUCCAUGUUUAUAAGGAAAGACAUGUAAAAGCUGAUACCAAGCAAACAACUGAGGAUUCAAGGAUUGUUCUUGGUGUUGAUAAUGUUGCCAGACUUGCUUCUUCCACAUUAUCUUUGAGAAAUUCUGUCAAAGAAAGCAAUUUUAGUUCACCUUCAAGACAGUAUGUUAGAAGAAUGGAUGUUAUAUCAAACCUUGGUAUUGAUGAAAAUCCAGUAAAUAAAAAAAUGGCUGUGACCAAUAUAAUCAAUGAAACCACUUUGGCAGAAACAGUUGCAUGCCGGACAUCACAAUCUUGUGAGAUCUCAAAUGAAAAUGAAAAUCAGAACCAUGGAGUUACUGUUUCAAAGCCAGCCUCAGCAAAAGUGGCAAGGCUUGCCUCUGACACAGAUUGUUCAAAUGAAAUUGAAGAUGCUAGUACCAAACAAUUCCCCAAUGUUCCGCAACUAGUUAAAGCAGCUGAAGAGAAACCCAUUGAUAAAAGUUCUUCCUCCUGUGUCCCAUUUGGAGAGCCAGUUGAACAAGGUCAUAAAACCAUGCAAGAAGAUCAUCUGAAGCUUGAGGAAGCCUGUGUUAUGGUGAAUGGAGAUGAAAUCCAAUUACCUCCCAAAGCAGGUGGUAAUUUAAAUACUAAAAAGAAAAAGGCGCGACAAACCUUUUCUUUGUCAAAGAAGUCUGCCAGAAAGCAAGAGUAUAAGGAGCUUGCAGCAUGGCAUAUGAACAGUGAAAAAGUAAAGGGAGAUUGCAUGGAGAAUUUAGAUCCAACUUUACCACAAGAUAAUAAAAAAUUACUGCUUCCUAGUAUGUCUGAACCUGAAUGGGAGCUUCUCUAAUUCUAAAUGCCAGGAUGAUUAAGUUGUGUUCAUACAAAGUCAAUCCUACAAGUUUGGAUUCACUCAUAAGUCCAUGUGUGGAGAUUAAGAUGCCCUACUGGAAAUUUAAGAUGCUGAAAUGAUAUAAAUUCAUACUAUAUUUCUGCUAUAUUUAUAGUUCUUUCCUAGCAUCUAAACUCUCCUACACAACCUUUUUCUUUUUCCUGCUCACAGAUUAGAGAAAAGGGAAGCUGUAAUUAAGGCCAUUGAAAUGAGAAUGUCUAAUAGAAUAAAUGAAACUUCUAUCUAUUUUACAAAUACUGAAAGUUUUUAUUUACAUAUUCUCCA